This is a messenger RNA of Letharia columbiana, 516 nucleotides long. RefSeq lists its product as uncharacterized. The coding region runs from base 1 to 516 and encodes 171 amino acids. NCBI's taxonomy places the organism in Eukaryota, Fungi, Ascomycota, Lecanoromycetes, Lecanorales, Parmeliaceae. The record is from RefSeq and is a predicted model, not a curated record. The transcript is spliced from 2 exons.
AUGCCAGACAAAGCCCUCGCGUACCAGGUCGGGCAGGUCCAGGGCCAAGGCCAACUGUACAGUACCAAUGCAUCAAGAACCACGACAAUGCCAGCGCCAACCGAACUCCGCGAAGUCGGCGGCGGCAACGCUCCUUCCACCAAGCCACCCGCUAACACGGACAUGGCAUACACCUCCCCGCCGCCCAUGCGCGUAGUCGGCAAUGCGGGUCUUGUGAGGCCGACGGAUGGGUUGGGGUUUGAGCCCGACUUCGUCGACUGCCCCAACUGUCGGGAGCGGAGGGAGACAAUCGUCAACCGCGUUGCCAGCGAAACAACUCGGCAGCUAAGGUUUUCGUAUGCGAUGCGCAGCGCCCUGCUGCUUGGUAUAUGCGGUCUGAUACCGGACUGUAUGAAGAUGGGGUAUGAUACCGAGCAUCGGUGUAGUGGGUGUAGGUGGAAAUUGGCGGUCCUACAGCAUGACCAGAGGCCGGGAAAUGCGGCGUAUGUGCCGUCGCAAUAUACGGCGGAAGCAUGA